This is a messenger RNA of Tupaia belangeri chinensis (Chinese tree shrew), 1679 nucleotides long. RefSeq names its product flagellum associated containing coiled-coil domains 1 (gene FLACC1). The record is from RefSeq and is a predicted model, not a curated record. Gene Ontology annotation, cellular component: cytoplasm. The coding region runs from base 378 to 1649 and encodes 423 amino acids. The transcript has 15 exons. Lineage: Eukaryota; Metazoa; Chordata; Mammalia; Scandentia; Tupaiidae.
GACCUUCAUUGCAACACCAAGAGAUACCCACCGGAUGGUCUUUAGAAAGGAAACUCAUGUUCCUGCCAGUUCACCCUUUGUAAAAGCCUUUUUUUAAUUCGGUGGACAUCGUGUCCUUCUGUACUACAUAUUCUGUGGAUUUUCUGCUUUGGUAUUUUAUUCCACUUGGAAUGACUGCUAAAGUCAAGUUUUGGAGCCUCUGGAUUUGACCUAAAAUGAGCUCUGAUUUUGUGUUGAUGGGGAACAGUUUCUCUGUAACCUUGUGGUUUCUUUAACACUCUCUCCUUGAAAAGGAACCACAUGGGGAAAACAAAUCUUUGGGCAGUCCAAGCAAGAGCCUCCUGACCUGGCAAGCAAGACUGCCCCAACCUUGAGCCAUGUACCCUAACCCUCUCAUCUACUGCACCUGCUGGGACCCUUGGAACUUGGGGCCACGAAAGCUGAUCAAGACUCCUCGGCCACCAAACAAGACUUCCCCAAGAAGAUCCAAGCUAACUCCUCUUCUACCAGUUUCAAAAGACUACAAUUACCUCCAAUCAACCACAAAACCUGUUGUCACCCCAAAAAUGAAAACCCAGCCAGGACAGCAAGAGGAGAGCAAUAAAUUACCAAAUGAAGUGAUCAACGUGUCACCUGGCUAUAAGCUCAUUCGGAAUCGGGAGCAGAUAUCCGUCACCCUGGGAGAGGAAAUGUUUGGUGACAAAAAGCAGUUGGAAUCAAAGAUAAAAGACAAAGUUAAAAUGUCCAGGACCAACAUCAUUUCUGACCUAGAAGAGCAGAUCUCAGAGCUGACAGCAAUAAUAGAACAAAUGAACAGGGACCACCAGUCUGCCCAAAAGUUGCUUUCCAAUGAAAUGGAUCUCCACUGUGCUGAGAUGCAGCAGAACUUUGAAAGCAAGAGCAGGGAGCUCAAAGAGGCUCACGAAGCGGAGCUCAGUAAGAUGGAGAACGAAUAUAAAGCCGCCUUGAAAGCAGAGAAGCUGGCCGCCCAAGAGAAGCUAGAUGAGAUGGGGAAGGAAUACAAGUAUCUGAAGAAUAUGUUUCACAUGUAUCAGGACAGCAUUUAUGAUGAAAUGGAAGAUAAGUGGUCAAAGCGAAAGGCAGAAUGGGAGAAGGAUGAGAAGUUGGAGCGGGAAAAGAUUCUUCUACAGCAAAAACAUAGGAUAACAAAGAAGUUCGAGUUGGAGUCAGAGGAAGAAAAGAAGAGAAUAAACGAAUCCUACAAUGCUGUCUUUGAGAACUUCAUCCGAGAAAAGGAGGAGCUCAUGAAACAACAUGAAAGUGACACCUUGCAGUUAGAGGAGCUGAGAAAGACCAAAAAGGUCAUAGAGGAGGAGGUACGUGCACAAGCUCUUAUGCUAGAAUCACUUAACACAAACCUCUACCAAACCCAGAUGGAACUCCAGAGAGAGAAAGCCGUCGUAGGGAACAUGGAGAAAACGCUCCAGACCAAGCUUGCUGAAGCUGAAGACAAAUAUAAGUACACCAUACAGAUCCUGACAGAAGAAAACAUUCAUCUGAGGCAAAAGAUAAUUGCCAAGAAUGAAGAAAUUUAUGAAGAACGGUCUGGGAAAUUAACCUGUACCACUGUCUAUAAAAAUGAUCCUGACAUUUUAGAAGAUGGUAGCAACAAAGGACAAGAACCAUAAACAAGAAGGUGUUCUCUAUUGCUGCAGAUG